AUGGGUGAUGCUGCCAUGAAAGAGUUUGGGGCAGCAGCCCCAUACCUGAGGAAGUCGGACAGGGAGCGUCUGGAGGCCCAGACCCGACCUUUCGACAUGAAGAAAGAGUGCUUUGUACCUGACCCUGAUGAGGAGUUUGUGAAGGCUUCCGUUGUCAGCCGAGAGGGGGAUAAAGUCACUGCUCAGACUGAGAAAGGAAAGGUCAGUGAGCUGGCAGGAGAGCUGCCCUGGAUGCAACUACUGAUCCAUGAGACCCAUCUGUCCUUUAGUCACACAUAGCAGAGGAACAUCAUGAGCCAGACACUGAGCUGCACAUGAAAUGAUGGAAUGAUAAUCCUGUGCUUAGACCUACAGUGUAUUUAUAAAAAACAAACUUUGACAAAUGCUGAUAUUCAGAAGGGUCUAUUACAUUAUAAUAAUAGUGACUGUUUCCAUUCCAGACUGUGACAGUGAAGGAGAUGGAUGUCCACCCUCAGAAUCCGCCAAAGUUUGAUAAAAUCGAAGACAUGGCCAUGUUCACCUUCCUCCAUGAACCAGCUGUGCUGUUUAACCUCAAAGAGCGUUACGCAGCAUGGAUGAUCUAUGUGAGUCUUUCAGAGGAGAAACUGCACCUGUCAUCUGUAGUACCAUGAAAUCACAGAACGACACAUCAGGUUCAUAAAUCAACAGCUCACAUAAUUUUACUGACCACAGCAGGAUCUGAAAUGAACAACCUCAGUCUCCUGUUCCUUUGCAGCCUGCUUUCAGAACUUUGCAGGGUCUGGACAGUUACAUGCAAACAUCAGGAAACUUUACUUACAUGCACAUAAUGAUGGCAUCCACAACUCACUAGUUGCUGUUGUAUGAUGUCAUGUUCCCUGCUGCAAUAGUGUUCUUUCAGAUGAAAACCUUGCAACCCUUCAUGCAACAAUCAUACCUUCUUUAUCUUUACAAUGAUCACAACAGGCUUGAUAUCUCUAUGAUGCAGCUAAUACAGAGGGAUUACAUUGGGCAGUAGAAAUUACCCUCUGUAAAAAGAGUUUGUUGAAAAAUUUGGCAUGAGUCAAAGUAAUUAUUCUGCCAGCCACAAACAAUAAACCAUAACCUUUAAGAUUUCUGUGUAUUCUUCAACAAAGUGGUGUGAUGACUGGUUUACUUCAUUAAAACCCAUACCUGUGUAUGUCAGGCAGUUGGUGUAGAAUUUUUCUGUAAGUUUCAGCUUUUGAAAGACCUUAUGUGGCCAAGACACCUCCAGAUUAUCCUUCAGGUCCUUCUUGUUUUGGAAUUGAUUUCCCAGCCUAAUAAGCUGUAUUCAGGUUUCAAGUGAUUAAAAUCUGAUUAGGGAAAAUAAUUUUGCUUCAGAUUUUGCUCUGUCCUCCUCUUUAAGUGUGUAUUCAAUACUCAAUAUCUCUAAGAAAUGUAUUUUAACUUUUUCUCUUUUCCACAGACCUACUCUGGGCUCUUUUGUGUGACCGUCAAUCCCUACAAGUGGCUCCCAGUCUACAACCAAGAAGUGGUGGUUGCCUACAGAGGAAAGAAGAGGAGUGAAGCUCCUCCUCACAUCUUCUCCAUCUCUGAUAAUGCCUAUCAGUACAUGCUAACUGGUAAUUAACCAUCAGUUAUAUAGCUAUGAACAAAAUGAUGAAAAACAGCAAAAGUAUCCUUUUCUCAUUUUCUCAUGAUCUUUUCUCUUCUACUCAGACAGAGAAAAUCAGUCUAUUCUCAUCACGUGAGUUACAAUUUUUACUUGUAAUAAUAUGAAAGCCAUUAGAAACAGCUGAUUGUUGCUGAUACUCUGAGGUUGAUCCCAGUGAGAUUUCUAUUGUCCAGAAAGGUUACUGAUGAUGAUUUUUGCCUGGCUUUCUUUAUGGUCUAUCUGUGUCAAAUACACAAUCCUGAUGGGUGUGAGCCUCUUGACAGAAGCUAUCAAAUCUGCAGAGUAAGAGCGAUGCCACAGGAAGGAAGAUUGCAUGUCAUGUCAAAUUAAUGCGUGCAAAGUUGUUCUGGCACAUUUUCUUUCUGCUUAUUGACACCAUUGGCAAAGGCAUUUGUUUCUGUUAGUGUGCUUAACUGUUAGACUAUAUAAUAUAGAUGUUUUAUUAAUAGGUCCUAUCCUGCAAAAGCAGCAGAGCUGUUGAGUCUAUCUCUACGUUACCGAUUGUUUUGCAGAAAAAAACAUGAGUGGCACAGAUGGAAGCAUCACUGUUGAAAGUUGUGACUUUAGCCUUAUUUAUUUUAAAGAUGCGUCAACUGCAAACUGAGAAAAUGAGUGAGGGCAAAGGUCAACAAAUUAAUUCUUGCAGAAAACCCAUUCACAUUGUCUAAUGUAACUGUCAAUGGGGAUGGUCAAUUUAGAGUAAAAACAACAAGAACACAGGCUACAAAUUCCCACAGAUGACCUAGCUGUAUGAGGCUGCAUUUAUGUUGAUUAGUUCAAAACAGGAACACAAUUAUAUGUAGUAUACUAUUUUGAACCCCAUUUGUCCAUUUAUUUCUAUUAUCAACUUUUUUUCUCUCUGCAGUGGAGAAUCUGGUGCCGGGAAAACUGUCAACACCAAGAGAGUAAUCCAGUACUUUGCCAGCAUUGCAGCUGGAGGUGGCAAAAAAGACACAGGUUCUGACAAAAAGGUGUGCAUCCCAUAAUAAUUGGCUAUAUAUAUAUAUAUAUAUAUAUAUACACACAGGCCAAAAGUUUGGAAGCAAGAUCAGAUUUGUACAAAAAAAAAUCAUAGUUUCAUGUAUAUAAUUAACACAAUAAACAUGACAAUUGUGUAAAGAGUAACUUAUCAGAAAACAUUUUGACUAUAAUUAUGAGGUAUUUGAGUUAUUGUUGCUUAGACUUUGCUUUCUUUAAAGUAACCUCCUCUGGCUUUAACAACAGCUUGGCAUAUACCAGGCAUUCGUUCCACAAGUUUUUUAAGGUAUGUUCCAGGGAUUGCAUUCCAAGCUUUCUUAAGUUCAUUAAAAAGAGACUGCUGAUUCGUGGGACGUGUUUUUCUGACCGAUUGAUCCAAUUCAUCCCACACAAGCUCAAUUGGAGAAAGGUCUGGAGACUGAGGGGGCCAAACCAUCUUUUGAAGAACACCUUCCUCUUCUUUUUUUGUAUAGGUAACCCUGACAGAGCUUGGCAGAGUGCUUAGGGUCAUUGUCUUGCUGCAAAACAAACGUAUGAGCCACAAGUCUGAGUCCAGAUGGAACAGCAUGGUGCUGGAGGAUGGAGUAGUACUGUUCCUUCCUUAUGAUACCCUUUACUUCAAACAAAUCUUCUACUCCAUCACCUGAAAAACAUCCCCAUACCAUGGAACUACCACUUCCAUGCUGAAUUGUGGGUGUAACACAUGGUGCUUUCAGACGUUCACCAGUUUGUCUGCGGACAUAGACACGGCGUUUUGAACCAAACAGUGCAAACUUGUUUCUAGCCAUCAUAAGUCCGAUUUUUGUUAGCUUUUGCCCACUCAUAUCUCUCUUUCUUGUUCUGUCGACGAAGUAGUGUUUUUUUGCAGAUACACAACCCUUCAGACCAGACUUUCUCAAACGUCAUUUCACGGUUGUCAGAGAUAUGGGUGUCGACCUUGUCAUGUUGAUUUCCUCCAUUAUUUGUGGUGCUGUUUUUCGCCGAUCUCUCUUACUGGUGACAAUGCUAUGUUUAUCCUUUGCUUUUGUAGUGACUCUCUUUCAUCCAGGUCUUUUUAUGUCAUCAUAACUUCCAGGUUCCUCUAGUCUCUUCAGAGUGUAGUGGACUCCUUUGUUAAACACCUUUAGGCGUUUUGCAAUUUCUCUUUCUGUGUAUCCUUCUUUCCUCAAUGUACAAAUCAGUACUUUUGUUUCUUUACUCGGUUGCUUCUUUCUAGCCAUUUUUGUGGUAGUUUGAACGCAGUUGAGAUUUAUUAGGAUUUUUGUAUGCAGACUCUCAAAAGCCAAGAGUUGAAGUGAAUAAUCCAACUAUGAUUUGUUUUUUUGCUUUUGCACUGAAGUUGUGACUCUUAAAAAUGUUUUCAAAUGGAGUAAAAUGGUGCAUUUCCAUGAAAGCAACAUCUGAUCAUGGAGUAAAUACAUCCCAAAAUACAUAAAACUCACACUAUAUAUAUAUAUAUAUAUAUAUAUAUAUAUAUAUAUAUAUAUAUAUAUAUAUAUAUAUAAACACACACACACACACACACACACACACACAACAUAUAUAUAUAUAUAUAUAUAUAUAUAUAUAUAUAUAUAUAUAUAUAUAUAUAAGCCCUUAAAAUGAAUAAGAUACAUUUUUUAAGAGUUUUCAUCUUUAUUGAAUGAUGUUUUUCACAUUUUUAGGGAACCCUGGAGGAUCAAAUCAUCCAGGCUAACCCAGCAUUGGAAGCCUUUGGGAAUGCCAAGACUAUCAGGAAUGACAACUCUUCCCGAUUUGUAAGUUUCUCUCUGCAGUGGCACUGUUCUUUGUACUUACUAUAUUUAAAAGUUGUUUUCUCUGUUUAUUCUUAAAAUUAGGGCAAAUUCAUUCGAAUUCACUUUGCAGCCAGUGGGAAGCUAGCCUCAGCUGAUAUUGAAACAUGUAAGCAGUCUAUAGUUUUUACUAUUAUCUUGUCUGUCAUUGCAACCUACAGUAUGGCCUCACUUCCUUACAACUAAUGUCUCUACAGAUUUGCUGGAAAAGUCCCGUGUCACCUUUCAACUGAAGGCUGAGAGAGAUUAUCACAUCUUCUACCAGAUUCUGUCUCAGAAGAAACCCGAGCUGCUUGGUGGGUAUAAUAGGUGAUGUUAACACAGUUUUGAGUUAGCAGGUAUAUUGUUUGAAUAAAGGCUCGACUAAACUGUUUUGCUCCUUAGAAAUGUUGCUCAUCACCAACAACCCCUAUGACUACGCCUUCAUCUCCCAAGGAGAGACAACUGUAGCUUCUAUCAAUGAUGCUGAUGAGCUGAUGGCCACUGAUGUAAGUAGGGGAAGCAUUAAAGUGUCAGCAGAACUUAACACAUACUGACAUCAAGUAACUUUUAAGCUGUUCAUAAUUUUCAUUUCACAACCAGUAUAUUCUCAUGUAAAAGGUUUACAAAGGCUUUUGUAAUCUUUCAAAACACUUUCCAGCAAUAAUUACUAUGCUUAUGGUUCCCAAAGAAACAAAGUUAACAGUAACCUUAACCACAUUAUCCCAACUAAUUCACAGCAUUUUGCGAAACAAAGACAUUUCCUCAACAGACAUGAGUUCAGGCCCUCACAUGGAGAUGAAACCCAGACUUUGGAAGUGCUUUGUAUUAAGGGCAAAAAUUGUUGAAUGACCAGUUAAUUUCUGUAAAAAACAAUCCAGGUAGAGGUUAUUAUAUAACGUAAUAUGAAAAGAUAAAUUCUUAGUAAUGAAGCUGCAUUAUCUGUGGGACAGGGUUGAGGUGUUUUCUAUGGGACCCUGGUGGUUUGGACUGAAACCACUAGGACAGACUACUAAAUUAUUCUGUUCGCUCGAAAUAUCAAAUAUGCCUGUCCUGUUUUCUUAUAGGAUGCCUUUGAUGUGCUGGGCUUCACUCAAGAGGAGAAGAACGGUAUUUACAAAUUGACUGGUGCCAUUAUGCAUCAUGGCAACAUGAAGUUCAAGAACAAGCAGCGAGAGGAGCAGGCAGAGGCUGAUGGCACAGAGGGUAAGAAAACUUGACUAAAAUCGAAAUCAUGACAAACAUAGAGAGGACAGGCAGUGGUGCACUCAGGCUGUUGGAGAGACAGGAGAUAGAAGAAGAAGAAGAGCACUCCCUGCAUGUCAUGAGACAGCUGCAAACAAAAAGCUGUUAAUUAAGAUUUAGAGCAUCUAACAUUUCAUUUCAUGAAUGAUCACAUUUUGUUUAUUGGAAAGGUAUCCAGUAGGCACUUUUUUCAUCCAGUUUAUUUGAGGAGCACUUUCCGGUUGGAAUAUUUUUACAUUUCAUAUACUGGACUGGCAUCCAGAGACUACCGUUUCCCACUUUAUAUUCUUAGAGGGCGGCCUUAGAAUGAGCACUCCUAUAGCACACUUUUUUUUAGUCUUUUAUCCAGGGCAUCAAGAAGGCACUUUUUAAAAUUUCGUAUACUGAACGGCAUCUGUUGCUGUUUUAAGUUUUAUAUACUCAGAAGGCAUCCAGAGGGCAAUUUGUCAAGUUUCACCUUUGAGAAGGGCUGCAACUACAAACAUUUUUAAAGAAAUUUCCAUGGACAGGGCACCAAAGGGGGCAGUUUAUAAAGUUUCAUUAAAUAUAGGAGCAUUUGUAAGGGUACUGUUGUGGCUGUCUUUUAAUGUUAUGAGGACACCAGGGUCAAACGCCACACUUCCAUCCCCAAGGACACCACAGAUGCCAGGUCCAUUUGAUCACUUCACACAUUUUUAGUCAGUCUUUCUAUAUCUUCAGUCAUUCUAAAUGGGUGAUUUUACAGCUCUUUUUUUUUCCAGAUGCAGACAAAGUUGCAUACCUGAUGGGCCUGAACUCUGCUGACCUCAUUAAAGGUCUCUGUCACCCAAGAGUCAAAGUAGGAAAUGAGUGGGUCACGAAGGGACAAAAUGUCCAGCAGGUAAGAAUACCACUCCAGAAUUAUAUUAGCUAUAAAGUAUCAAUUAAUAAUUAUUGAGGCUUAAGGCAGAGUUGCAAUCUGUUGGGACUUGCUUGGAAGUGUUUGUGUGUGUGUGUGUGUGUGUGUGUGUGUGUGUGUGUGUGUGUGUGUGUGUGUGUGUGUGUGUGUGUGUGUGUGUGUGUGGGGGGGGGUCCAAACUUUGGUCCUUUGAAUGGACCAUAGUACUGAAAUUAGGCUGGUAGCCUGACAAAUGCUAGUUUGCACCAAAGGCACCAAAAUCCCAACUGCUUGAGGCACCAUUAAAGCAUGUUCAUGAGACCCUGCUUGUCCAUUUCAGUGAGCAUAAAACUGGAAUUCUCUGAAGGACUUGAUAAAAUAUGUUUUCUUUUCAGAAAACCACAUGUGAAUGAAGAAACAUUAUCGACCAACAUGGCUCCUAACUUUAUAUAUUUUUAAUUAUUAUUAUUUUUUUUAGGUUUACUACGCUGUUGGUGCACUGUCUAAGUCAGUGUAUGAGAAGAUGUUCUUAUGGAUGGUGGUGAGGAUCAACCAAUCCCUGGACACCAAGCAGCCUCGCCAGUACUUCAUUGGUGUGCUGGACAUUGCUGGAUUUGAGAUCUUUGAUGUGAGCUGGAAAUAAUACAUGACAUAAUAUUUGUGAAGUAGUAUUUGGUUUAAGGGGUCAUUAAACUCUGCCUUACUGUGGACCACUUCAUUUUACAGUUCAACACCUUUGAGCAGCUGUGCAUCAACUUCACCAACGAAAAACUGCAACAGUUUUUCAACCACCACAUGUUUGUGCUGGAGCAGGAAGAGUACAAGAAAGAGGGCAUAGAAUGGACCUUCAUUGAUUUUGGUAUGGACUUACAGGCCUGCAUUGACCUGAUUGAAAAGGUGAGAUACAAGACCAUUGCAGUUUCAGUCAUGUAUGAGGACUGUCAGAACAAUUAGUCAUUUUUAUAUUUGAUCACCUUAGCCCAUGGGUAUCAUGUCCAUCCUUGAGGAGGAGUGCAUGUUCCCAAAAGCCUCUGAUGCCACUUUUAAAGCCAAACUUUACGACAACCAUCUGGGGAAGUCCAAUAACUUCCAGAAGCCCAGAAUUGUCAAAGGCAAACCAGAGGCUCAUUUUGCCUUGAUGCACUACGCUGGAACGGUGGAUUAUAAUAUCAACAACUGGCUGGUAAAGAACAAGGAUCCUCUGAACGAGACUGUUGUAGGACUCUACCAGAAGUCUAAUCUUAAGCUGCUUUCCUUCCUCUUUGUAAAUUAUGCUGGAGCUGAAUCAGGUAAGAAUAACCAGAUGUACGAUAUCUACUGGAGAAUAGCAAUGUUUUGUGAAAACUAUACAAGGACUUUUAAAAAUAUAUAUUUAUGCCUGUUAAAGCAAUGUAAUGAGUUACACACUGUUCUGCUAGCUGAAGGUGGAAAGGGCGGCAAAGGAGGAGGAAGCAAGAAGAAAGGUUCAUCCUUCCAAACUGUGUCUGCCUUGCACAGGGUAAGUUAAGCAGAAAAUUACUGUUUAAUAUAAAAAUCUUCAUUUUACUCCAAUAACUAAGAAAUGAUGGUCACAGUUAUUACCAAUAAUAGCUUUAAAAAACAUGGUAAAAUAAACUCCUCAGGAGAACCUGAACAAGCUGAUGACCAACUUGAGGUCUACUCACCCUCACUUUGUGCGCUGCAUCAUCCCCAAUGAGACCAAGACUCCUGGGGCCAUGGAGAACCCUCUGGUGAUGCACCAGCUGCGCUGUAACGGUGUGCUGGAAGGCAUCAGGAUCUGCAGGAAGGGAUUCCCAAACAGGAUCCUCUACGGAGAUUUCAAACAGAGGUAUACCUACAUUUAAGUUGGGCACAAUGAAAUUCUAAGAAUAAGAUCUACUUGAUACUUUUAUUGUAUUUUCUUCUUCAGGUAUCGCAUCCUGAAUCCUGCUGCCAUCCCUGAGGGUCAGUUCAUUGACAGCAAAAAAGGAGCUGAGAAACUGCUUGGGUCUCUGGAUAUUGAUCACAACCAAUAUAAAUUUGGACACACUAAGGUUAGUAAAAAUUCUACUUUAAAAUAGUGCAACUGCAUGGUAAAUAGGAAAAACUAAACGUUUACACUGCAUGAGACUGAGUUUUGCUAAACUGUGAGUGGGUCGGUGCAUUGAUUCUUCGAUGCAUCGCAAAGGGACACGUGACGAUUGAUUAUGAUUAACAAAUAAUUGGAGAUUGAUGAUUUCCCACCCACACAGUCUGAAGGGAUGGGCUUAUUGAACCACACACACAGUUUGAAGGGAAACACAAAUAACAGACUGUUAGGAAACAUAGAAGCAGCUAACUACUACUACAAACUGAUUAACUGGCUGCUGUCACUGAGUGUGAGGUUCACGCUUCAAGUUUAAAAUCCAGCGUAUGGAGGCGUUUCAUGUGGGGGAUUUAAUCCAUUCUGGUCUCAUUCUCUUCAUCUGCCUCUUUUAUAGAUUUUAAACUGCUUUUGGUUGUGGAAUUGCAAAACUUUUGAUUGCUGUGGGAUGCUAUACUGCUCGUUAAAUACUUUAGAAGUCUUAAAAGAGCAGCUUUUUUUUGUGAAAAAGGUGUUGGAUUGUUUGGUCUAAUAGAAAUAAAACGUAAUGAAGGUACAUUUUGUGAGAUCUCAACAGUUGUACUGUGUUGCUUUAAAGAUUCAGAGUACACAAGUGCAAUGCCUGUAUGCUUGAGAGCUGAUGGAUGUGUCUAUGCUGUUAUACACUCCAAAAGGUGUUCUUCAAGGCUGGUCUUCUGGGUCAGCUGGAGGAAAUGAGGGAUGACCGUUUGUCACUCAUUAUUACUGGAAUCCAGGCAAGAUCAAGAGGUCUGCUGGCAAGAGUGGAAUUUCAAAAGAUUGUGGAAAGAAGGUCAAAUGAAUCAAGAAUUUAAAACAUGCAUAUAACAAGUAAACACUGAUAACACUUGGCAUUAGAAUAAUUAUUUUGUUCAAUCUUAAACAGAGAUGCAUUAUUGGUGAUCCAGUGGAAUAUCCGUGCCUUCAUGGGGGUCAAAAAUUGGCCCUGGAUGAAGCUGUUCUUCAAGAUCAAACCUCUGCUGAGAUCAGCUGAGGCAGAGAAAGAGAUGGCCAACAUGAAGGAAGAAUUCCUGAAGCUGAAGGAGGCUUAUGCAAAAUCUGAAGCCCGAAGAAAAGAACUAGAGGAGAAAAUGGUCACUCUUCUCCAAGAGAAAAAUGACCUGCAGCUCCAAGUCCAGGCUGUAAGGCCAAUGACUACAAUUAAAAAAUGUUUAUAUUAAAGUAGUCACUAAUACCAUACAGUUAUGAAUUAUUCUGCAAAAUAAAAAUGUGAUGUUGAAGUCAUGAAAUAUAUGACUAUUUUAUCUUUAGGAGCAGGAUAAUCUUGCAGAUGCCGAAGAAAGAUGUGAGGGGUUGAUCAAACACAAAAUUCAGAUGGAAGCAAAAGCUAAAGAGCUAUCUGAGCGGCUCGAGGAUGAGGAGGAGAUGAAUGCCGAACUGACAGCUAAGAAGAGAAAGCUGGAGGAUGAGUGUUCAGAGUUAAAGAAGGAUAUUGAUGACUUAGAGUUAACUCUGGCAAAAGUUGAGAAAGAGAAGCAUGCCACCGAGAACAAGGUACAACUCUGCUACUUCUUUCAGGAGCAGGCUUUCAAGAGUGGCAUGUUUCAACAUUUUUUAAUUUGAAACAUUUUGCAGGUUAAAAACCUGGUUGAGGAGAUGGCUGCCCUUGAUGAGAUCAUUGCCAAGCUGACCAAAGAAAAAAAAGCUUUACAGGAAGCUCAUCAGCAAACACUGGAUGACCUGCAGAGUGAAGAAGACAAAGUCAACACUCUGACCAAGGCCAAGGCUAAGCUGGAACAGCAAGUAGAUGAUGUAGGAACUAAAUUUUGUGUUGCUUCAACCUCAUAUUAGUGCAGUUACUGAUAGGUCACGUGCACUCAAUGUACCUGUGCAUGUGAAUUAACUUUCUGUGAUGUUGAUGUUCAGCUUGAAGGUUCACUCGAACAAGAGAAGAAAGUUAGAAUGGAUCUUGAAAGAGCUAAGAGAAAGCUGGAGGGAGACUUGAAGUUAACUCAGGAGAGUCUCAUGGACCUGGAAAAUGACAAGCAGCAACUUGAAGAGCAUCUGAAAAAGCAAGUACCUUUUUUUUCACAUAUUUCUGAAAGUACACUUCUAUCUUACACUAUAAAUCAAAGCCCAUGUCAGGAUACUGAUAACUUUAUUGUUAAAGCACCACUCAUGCAAGGAUGCAGCCCAAAAUGCUGAACAAGAAAAAAAAAAUAUUAAAGUCACUGUUGAUGCAUGAGAAAUUUAUAACAGACAAAAACCGCAGUAGAUACAUCAAACAAAUCAGAAAAACAAACAUCAGGAUGAUUAAAACUUCAGCUUAGCACCACCAAAAGCCAAGAAUUAUGUCUUUAUUUUUCUCUUUAAAACUUCCUAAAAAUUGUUGUGUUUCCAAGAUGUCGGAGAGGCUGCUCCACAGAUUGUUGUGUUUUUUUUUUGUUUUUUUUUUUCCCACAGGAAAGAUUUUGAACUAAGUCAGCUCAAUGGCAGAAUAGAAGACGAGCAGGCCAUAACCAUUCAGCUUCAAAAGAAACUGAAGGAGCUCCAGGUAACAGUCGUUAGAGGUAUAGUGGUUAAAUUUAGUAAAACUUUCAGUAGGUACAGUUGUACAUUUUCCUGCCUCUACAGGCCCGCAUCGAGGAGCUUGAGGAAGAGCUGGAGGCAGAGCGAGCUGCCCGAGCUAAGGUGGAGAAGCAGAGAGCAGACUUGGCCAGAGAGCUGGAGGAGAUCAGUGAGAGACUGGAGGAGGCUGGAGGAGCAACAGCUGCCCAGAUCGAGAUGAACAAGAAGAGAGAGGCAGAGUUCCUGAAGCUCCGCAGAGACCUUGAAGAGGCCACUCUGCAGCAUGAAGCCACCACUGCCACACUCAGGAAGAAACAGGCUGACAGUGUUGCUGACCUGGGAGAGCAGAUCGACAACCUGCAGAGAGUCAAGCAGAAACUGGAGAAGGAGAAGAGUGAGCUCAGACUGGAGCUGGAUGAUGUGGUCUCCAACAUGGAACAUAUUGUGAAGACAAAGGUUUGCUAAACUGAGAAACAAUCUUUUGUAUUCAUAUUUUUCAGAUAUGUGCAUACUUAGGACAAAAGUAUGUAUUCUAAAUCAUUAUUUUUAACCUAGACAAAUCUUGAGAAGACUUGUAGGACUGUUGAAGAUCAGAUGAAUGAAUAUAAGACCAAAUUUGAGGAGGCUCAACGCUGCAUCAAUGACUUCAAUAUGCAAAAAGCAAAACUUCAGACAGAAAAUGGUAUGUUUUCUUUUUCAAUUUGAUGUCAAAUUGAUGUAUCUGACCACUUACUUUCCUCUCCUUAUGUUUGAAAAAUGAUAGCACUGUCUUUUAUUUUAACUGUAAUAUUAAAUGUCUCUAAAUUAACUUCUGGGUGGCAAAGGUAUUUAUGGACACAGACAAUGAAACUUUUUAUUUACAAUGCACUAGGUGAACUCUCAAGGCAGCUGGAAGAGAAAGAUUCUCUGGUGUCUCAGCUGACCAGAGGAAAAAUGUCUUACACUCAACAGAUCGAAGACCUGAAAAGACAGCUUGAGGAGGAGACAAAGGUAAAAUGGAGCUUUGAUUCAAAUGGACAAUUCUGUUCAGUAAUUGUAUUGUUAUUAAAAAAAAAAAAUUCCAUAGGCCAAGAGUGCCCUGGCUCAUGCAGUGCAGUCUGCCCGUCAUGACUGUGACCUGCUCAGGGAGCAGUUCGAGGAGGAGCAGGAGGCCAAGGCUGAACUCCAGCGUGGCAUGUCCAAGGCUAACUCUGAGGUGGCUCAGUGGAGAACCAAGUAUGAAACUGAUGCCAUCCAGAGGACAGAGGAACUGGAGGAGGCCAAGUGAGUCAAUUUGAGGCUCGAGAUAACAGUUUGAUGAUUUCUUAGGAGAUGUUUUACUACGUCUGGCAGAUCAGCUUUUUGUUUGUGUUAUGUUCCGACUAAAAUGUAAGACAAACAAAAAGUUUGUCUGUUUGAUGACAAAGCAGCCAGAUACAUACAUUCAAAUCAUAUCAUCUAUCCAACAAGCUCAACUACAGAAACAGUAAACAAACUGUAUGAUUGAUUUUUGAAGGAAGAAGCUGGCCCAGCGUCUGCAGGACGCUGAGGAGGCUGUUGAAGCAGUGAAUGCAAAAUGUUCCUCUCUGGAGAAGACCAAACACAGACUGCAGAAUGAGAUUGAAGAUCUCAUGGUGGAUGUGGAGAGGUCUAAUGCCGCUGCUGCUGCUCUGGACAAGAAGCAAAGAAACUUUGACAAGGUGAAGAACCACAAAAUGAACAAAAAUAAAUCCUGACUCCAAAAUAGUUGAGACUCUGAGUCUUUAUAAAUAUAAUGUAAUGGUUUUCAAACGAUAACACCCAACAAUGCGGACAAAAUAUAUUAAAUGUUGAAAGUGGAAAAAUAUGAACAAGAUAUGCAUUUUGAAAGUAUGAUGCCAGCAUUAUGAACAUGUUUUCAAUUGUCCUGCAUUACCGCUUCUUUUAACAAAGAUCCGCCAAAGCCAAGGAGGAAGAACUUAGGAAACUGACAAGCUGUAUUUAUCAAACCUUAUUUGCUGCUCCUUAUCUGGUGAAUGAACACUUACAUUUAUCCUGUCUGACUGCUGUAGGUCCUAUCUGAGUGGAAGCAGAAGUAUGAAGAGUCUCAGUGUGAGCUGGAGAGCUCUCAGAAAGAGGCUAGAGCCCUCAGCACUGAACUCUUCAAACUGAAGAACUCAUAUGAGGAGUCUCUGGAUCAUUUGGAGACCAUGAAAAGAGAGAAUAAGAACCUACAGGGUGAGAUGAAUCACUGUGCUCUCUGUCUAAAUUUCUACAGAAUUACAUCUAUCCAUCCAUCCAUCCAUCCAUCCAUGUACUGCUUAUCUUGGGUCAGUUCGCAAGGGCAGCAGCCUGAGCAGAGAAGCCCAGACUUCCCUCUCCCCAGCCACUUUGUCCAGCUCUUCCCGGGGGACCCUGCAGCGUUCCCGGGCCAGCUAAGAGUAGUAGUCUCUCCAUCGUGUCCUGGGCCUUCCCCACGGUCUCCUACCGAUGGGACGUGCCCUGAAUGCCUCAUCAGCAAGGUGUCCAGGAGGCAUCAUGAUUAGAUGCCCAAGCCACCUCAUCUGACUCCUCUCAACAUGGAGGAGCAGCAGCUCUACUCUGAGAACCUCCCGAAUGACUGAGCUUCUCACUCUGUCUCUAAUGGAGAGCCUGGCCACCCAGGAAAUUCAUUUCAGCCGCUUGUACUAGCAAUCUUGUUUUCGUCACCAUAGGUGACACUGAUCAGCCUGUCAGCCACUACUUUCUUUCCUCACUCAUGAACAAGACCCUGAGAUACUUGAACUCCUCCACUUGGACCUGGAGAAGGCACUCCACCUUUUUCAGGCUGAGAACCAUGGACUCAGAUUUGGAGGUGCUGAUUCUAAUCCCAGCCACUUCACACUCGAUUGUGAACUGAUCCAGUGAGGGCUGAAGGUCGUGGCCUGAUGAAGCCAACAGGACCACAUCAUCCACAAAAAGUAGACUCAAUCCUGAGAUCUCUAAACCCGACCCUCUCAGCGCCCAGGCUGCGCCUAGAAAUCCUGUCCAUAAAAGUUAUGAACAGAAUCUGUAACAAAGGGCAGCCCUGGCAGCAUCCAACCUUGACCAGAAACAAGUCUGACUUACUACCAGCUAUGCGGACCAAGCUCUGGCACCGGUCGUACAGGGAACAAACAGCCCUUCUCAUGGUGUCCGGUACCCCAUACUCCAGGAGCACCCCCCACAGGACUACCCGAGGGACACGGUCAAAUGCCUUCUCCAAGGUCACAGAACACAAGUGAACUGGUUUGGCAAACACCCAUGCACCCUCAAAGAUUCUGCUUAGAGUGUAGAGCUGGUCCACAGUUCCACGACCAGGGCGAAAACCGCACCGGUCCUCUUGGAUUUGAGGUUCGACUAUUCGGUGGACCCUCCUCUCCAUGAUCCCUGAAUAGACCUUUCCAGGGAGGCUGAGGAGUGUGAUCCCCCUAUAGUUGGAACACACCCUCCAAUCCCCCUUGUUAAAAAGGGGGACCACCACCCCAGUUUGCCAAUCCAGAGGCACUGCCCCCGAUGUCCAAGCAAUGUUGCAGAGUCGUGUCAGCCAUGACAGCCCCACAACUUUCAGGGCCUCGAGGAACUUAGGGCGGAUCUCAUCCACCCCGGGGCCUUGCCACCAAGGAGCUUAUUAACCACCUCAGCAACCUCAGCCUCAGAGAUAGAAGAGCCCACAUGUGAGUCCCCCAGCCGUGCUUCCUCCAUGGAAGGCGUGUUGGUGUGAUUGAGGAGGUCUUCGAAGUAUUCCUUCCACCGAUCAACAACGUCCCGAGUUGAGGUCAGCAGCGCACCAUCCCCACCAUAGCAUUGACAGUGCACUGCUUCCCCCUCCUGAGACAUCAUAUGGUGGUCCAGAAUCUCUUGGAAGCCAUUCAGAAGUUGUUCUUCAUGGCCUCACCGAACUCCUCCCAUGCCAGGGUUUUUGCCUCAGCAACCACCAAAGCCAUAUUCUGCUUGGCCUGCUGGUACAUAUCAGCUGCCUCCAGAGACCCACAGUCGAAAAAGGCCUGAUAGGACUUCUUCUUCUUCUUCUUCUGACAGCAUCCCUCACCACUGGUAUCCACCAACGGGUUUGGGUAUGACUGCCAUGACAAGCACCGACCACCUUAUGGCCACAGCUCCGAUUAGUCGCAUCAACACGCCCCUAAAAUAGCCCACUGGGACUCAAUGUCCCUCCCCCCGGGACAUGGUUGAAGCUUUCCCUGAGGUGUGAGUUAAAGCUCCUUGUGAUGGGAGACUCUGCCAGGCAUUCCUAGCAGACCCGCACGAUGUGUUUGGGUCUGCCAGGUUCAACCGGCAUCCUCCCCUACCAUUGGACCCAGCUCACCACAAGGUGGUGAUCAGUUGGCAGCUUUGCCCCUCUCUUCACCCAAGUGUCCAAGACAGGUGGCUGCAAGCCUGAUGACACAACCACAAAAUCGAACAUCGAACUGCAGCCCAGGGUGUCCUGGUGCCAAGUGCACAUGUGGACACCCUUAUUUCUGAACAUGGUGUUUGUUAUGGACAAUCUGUGACCAGCACAGAAAUGCAUACUUAAUUUACAUACUUAGUAAAUAAAAUAAAUUGCAAGGCCAUUAAAUAAAAAAAAAAUCACUAUAUUUCACAGAGGAGAUUUCUGACCUUACUGAGCAGCUUGGUGAGGGAGGAAAGAGCAUCCAUGAACUUGAGAAAUUGCGGAAACAACUGGAGCAGGAGAAGAGUGAGAUCCAGUCUGCUCUUGAGGAAGCUGAGGUACAGACUCUCUGUUCAUAUGUACAACUCUGUCCAAGCUUUUCUAUUGAAUUUACCUCAAUAAAGUUCUUCUUAUCUUACCUUAUCUUAUCUUAUCUCAUCCUAUCUUAUCUUAAGGCCUCCCUGGAGCAUGAAGAGGGUAAAAUUCUCAGAGCCCAGUUGGAGUUCAAUCAAAUCAAAGCUGAUAUUGAACGUAAACUAGCUGAGAAAGAUGAGGAGAUGGAGCAGAGCAAGAGGAACCUACAGAGGACCAUUGACACCCUGCAAAGUUCUCUUGAAGCUGAAUGUCGCAGCAGAAAUGAGGCCCUCCGUCUGAAGAAGAAGAUGGAGGGAGACCUCAAUGAGAUGGAGAUCCAGCUUAGCCAGGCCAACAGGCAGGCGGCUGAGGCUCAGAAACAGCUCAAAUCUGUUCAUGCACAUCUGAAGGUAUGCCUAGAUAAGGACAUUUAUAUUUUCUUGAGGUGUUUCAAUUUAAAACUGAAUGCACAUUACAGUCAUGUGGUUGAUGUUAUCUAUUCCAGGACUGUCAGAUUCAGCUGGAUGAGUCUGUUCGGGCAAAUGAUGAUCUUAAAGAGAACAUUGCCAUUGUUGAAAGGCGCAACAACCUGCUUCAGGCUGAACUGGAAGAGCUGAGGUCUGCUCUGGAGCAAACUGAAAGAGGUCGCAAACUUGCUGAGCAAGAGCUCCUGGAUGUCAGUGAGAGGGUGCAGCUGCUGCACUCACAGGUUAGACCUGAUGUUAUUUCAACCAUUCCUGAUGAGUCACAAAAUUUUAGGACUUAAAAAAACUUUUUUUCAAACACACGAUUUUUCAUAUUCUCUACUCUCACACUCUACAAUUUGUAGAACACUGGCCUGAUAAACCAGAAGAAGAAACUGGAAACUGAUGCGUCCCAGCUUCAGACUGAAGUGGAGGAAGCACUGCAGGAGUGUAGGAAUGCUGAGGAGAAGGCCAAGAAGGCCAUUACUGAUGCUGCCAUGAUGGCUGAGGAGCUGAAGAAAGAACAGGACACCAGUGCUCACCUGGAGCGUAUGAAGAAGAACAUGGAGCAAACCAUCAAAGACCUGCAGCACCGUCUGGAUGAAGCUGAACAGAUCGCUAUGAAGGGAGGAAAGAAGCAGGUGCAGAAGCUCGAGGCCAGGGUGAGUGAAAGCAGCAGUAGGUGUGAUGCCAGUUGUACCAAUUUGUACAAGUCCAUCCAUAGAAUGAACACAUUUUUUUCAUUGAUGAAGCUGCAGAAUCACAUCACAAACUGAAAAACAAAGGAAUGUACAGACCUUAUACAUUACUCAUAACACCCUCAACACAUCAAGCAAACCGUGAAUGAAAUUUUCAUUUCAUUAAUUUUGAGCGCAUGCCUGAUAAAUAUAAACUCAUUAUUUCCUGCACUGACGACUAUGACAUUUUUUGUUGUUGAAAGAAUGGUCAAAUUUCCUUCCCAGGUCACCAAUAACUUUUUCUUUUUUAAAUAUUGACUGGCUGUGUGCUGUGGGUUCAUAAAGCCUUGAUACUGAACUCAGUUUUGUAACCUUUAGGAUCCUACAUUGAUUUUUAAAUAAAUGUAAAAAAAAAAAAAAAAAAAAAAUUCUUAUUAAUGCAACCUUGAUGUUUAAGCUCCUUGUGGACCUGUGAAUUUCCAAUGGUUGAUUUUUGCUGUUUUCAGGUGAGGGAGCUGGAGAAUGAAGUAGAGUUGGAGCAGAAGAAGAGCAGUGAGGCGGUGAAAGGCAUACGUAAAUAUGAAAGACGUAUCAAGGAGCUUACAUACCAGGUAUACUCCCUUUCUUUGACAGAAUACAAACGCAGAAGCUCUUUUUUGUACACUUUAUUUAUGUAAGUAGAAUGCUGAAGUCUUAGGCAGGGUUGCAAAGUGUUUCAUUGAAGAAGUAUGAAGAGUAGACAGGCUAAGGCAGUUUAAAUAGAGUGCUCAUUUUGCAAUCAGCAAUGUGGUUAAGUGUUGGCAUCACAUCACCACACAAAGCUUUUUAUGGGUCUAGGCUGAUACUAUGUGUGGUAUUUAUGGUAUACUUGCUGUUUUUAACCGAUCAGGGCAGGAGUUACGUUUGUCAGAAAAAAAAGGGAAAAAAAAAAACUUUUUUACAAACCAUUUUAACCUUUUGUCAAUUAAAAAAAGAUUGUUACUUUGAUGACAGACAAUUUGUUAAUUUUAUCAAACUCACUGUGAGAAAACAUCAACAAGAUCCCAUGAUUCAUUGAAAGAUUUAAUCUAAACAUAUUAUCUGCAUAGAAGUCCAAAGGAUGACUAGUUAUCUGUGAUUUAUCUUCCCAUAUACAAGCAGGGUUUGGGUGCUUCCCCUGUCUGAGAUAAACUUCCUCAGCGUAUGCUCCUGGUGUUAAGAAUCUGGCUCAUUUUAUGAUUUAGGCCAUUUGGCUCAGCAAGAAACCACUCUUUCAGCUCCCAAAUGGCUUUUUUUUGGCUUUCUACAGCCAGCACUUGCAGUUGAGUUAUUUGGGACUGACACAUACAUCCCACUCCAGUGUAUGAACCCAUAAAAUAGCCAAUUAGCUGUGCUAAAAUGGAUUUCAGGUCCUGAGUGAUAGCCAUUGACUGUAUGUAGUGUGGACAGUGUGACUCUGCCUCCCAUCAUUAUAUGAAUUUGAAGCCGAAAUGCCCCUGGUAUUUCCGGGAUUUUUUCCAUUUUCUGAAACUGGCCAUAGUGCAGUAGCGUUCGGCAAGAGAACAUUGUAAUGAAGCGCUGCUCAAACAUAGCUAUAUGACAUGUAUCUAAUUGUAAAGUUUGUCCAGGGCUACAUUUAUUUUGCUGGAGCAGGUGGGGUUUAUAAUCUAUACUGCAGUCCGUCACCAGGGGGUGCUGUUCUCAUGGAGGCCUCACCCAGUGAGGAGGCAGAUGACGUCCAUUCUAUAUACACUCUAUGGUGACAACACACCAGAGAAAGUGCAUAUAAGGUUACCCCUGGGGUGUUGACUGAUAUGGGUUACUUUGAAGAUCAACUAAUGGACUGUGGGCUGCUUAAACCAAUCUUCUCCUUUCUGCUCUUUUAUAUCACGUCUCGUCUGAAGCAUGCUGUUGAACCAGUAAUUAAUUACACUAGUCUUUGUAGAAACAGACCUGAAAAUGAUCAGAUAUUUACUUAGAUAUAAUAACAUCACCAUGGGAUAACAGAAAAACAAUAUCUUUAAUUCUACCAGUUUUUAUGUUUAUUUUGAGUUGUGUAAAAAUGUAGUUAUGUCGUUCAUUACAUUGCUUUUGACUCGACCAUUAACUGGUUUUGGAGAAGAAACACACUUUAUGAUCUCAAUCACUCACUUUUUUUGAACUUCUUCAAGAGACUCCACCGUAUUAUUCCUGUGGGCAGGAAGCUGGAACAAACCAACACAUGACAUCAGGAGUUGUCGAACCAUCAGUGGUUUUAAAGUCAAACUGAAAAGUCUGCUCAGGACAUUUUGAGUCCUGAACUGCAAAUUUUGUUUAUUUUGCUUUGUGCUCAUUUAUACAGACUGAGGAAGACCGUAAGAAUACAGUGCGUCUGCAGGAUCUGGUUGACAAGCUGCAACUGAAAGUCAAAGCUUACAAGAGAGCUGCUGAGGAGGCUGUGAGUUAUCUACUGUUUGUGUUUCACACUCAUUUUAUUAUUAUUAUUUUUUUGGCAAAAAGUCAAUUCAGGCCUUAAAUGACUUUUACUGCCUUCACUGUUGAAAAAAAAAGGAUUUUGAUUUUAAAAGGCUAUUUUACUUUGUAGAGAAACUUAAGUAGGACCAUCGGAAAUACUACAUGUAGACUUAUUUUUUGGAAUUAUAUCCAGUAAAUACUUCCCUGUUUCAUUCUGUUUUGUUGAAUCUUCUAGGAGGAGCAGGCCAACACUCAUCUUGGCAAAUUCCGUAAGCUGCAGCAUGAGUUGGAUGAGGCUGAAGAGCGAGCUGACAUUGCUGAGUCCCAGGUCAACAAACUGCGAGCCAAAAGCCGUGAUGUGGGGUCAAAGGUAAGAAGCUAUUCCAGAUUUUAACACAGCACUUCAUAUACUGUCCCUAAUGCAUUCAAUGUCAGGGAGACCAGCUGGAGCACUCUCAAUAUCUCUAAUAUGAAACAAGCUGGAGUGAAGACAGUCUGCCUGUGCUCAGUAGGAUCUCCCUCUGCUUGCUUAAAAUGAGCAGAAUCCCUUCAUCACAGCCAAAAGCUUGAAAAAAAAACCUCAGUUUUUGAGCUUUAAAUUGGAUUUUUUUUAGAUGUGCUGACAUUUUCGUUCUGUAGUCUACAGGUGAAUACACACACAUUCUAAAUUUGGCCUCUGUCUGUUGGUUAAAUUAUACAUUAAAAGAGUAUCUUACCACAGGUCUUUCAAAAAAUACUACUCCAUCCCCUUAAUAGAGCAACAGUAACACUGUGAAUAGAGGUCAUUGUUACAUUGUUAUUGAUUUGAAGUAUUCAUGCUUUACAUUUUCACAGCUGCUUGAUGUUUUAAAGGUUUUUUCUUUAAAGAAAAUGUUAACUUGUCAUUUUAUGCUUCUAUGAGUUAAAAACAGUGUAUGUUGAUUCUGAAACAUUACCUUGUUAUUCUUUAUCUUAUAUAAGCAACUCUAUUCCCAAGUUUUUUUUAUUUUUUUUGGUUUUUGCUUCAUUAGCUGAACUGUAUGUGAGUACAAUACAUUUCUGAGCCAAUGCAAUGCAGUAUAUCUCAGUGAAAUCAGCAUAGAAGCCCAGCUGUCUUUAAAAUUAGAUGUUCUCUUGUUUUGGAUUUAUUCAAUCCCAAAAAAUCUACAAGAUCUCUCAAUCUCAAAUCUAAAAAAUUUUUUUUAGAUACUACAGCAGAGGUGUGUAAGCUGUGUAAGCAAAGAUGUGCUGUUAUUGGAGAUAAAGUUGGUAUAUAUUAUGUAUAAUUUAUUGUAACAAUUCCCCCCUUGGGGCCCCCAAUAAUACUGAAACAGCUUUAUUAAAUAAAAAUACAUAUUUCUUCAUUAAAUAUAGAGCAAAAUAUUAUCUGUAAGUUAUAAAUGUUACAACUGCUCCUGGUUUCCCCUACUGCACUUUAACACAUGUUUUAGUUGCAAUGGAAAAAAUACAUGGACACACCAGACCAAGUUUGUCUAUAGCAGUUUUAUUCUGCAUUUUUUCAAGUGAAUAAAUAAAUUCAAACAGGUCAGAACAUCUUCAAGUUUUACGUCUUUUGUAUUUGACAGUCAGAAAUAAUGAGGGAUUGGUUGGUAGAGCCAAGUUGUUAGACAAAGAACAAUUUUUACUCCCAAACCAAAAUGAAGACUUAAGAGCAUAGGCUAGCACCCUCACCUCCAAGUCUCCAGAACACUUCAAGCUAAAUGAAAAUAUUUACCAGAUUAAUACAUUUACGGUUUUUUAAUAAUGCAUUAAAAAAAACAUUUUUUAUCAUACAAAUGAUAUAAAGUUUAGAGAAUAUAUGGUUCAGAAGCAGAGCAAAGCCUUACCUGAUCUUUGUCUACCUUGUGAGAGUGCUUUGUUUGUGCCAAUAAUACACACACACACACACACACACACACACACACACACACACACACACACACACACACACACACACACACACACACACAAAGCUGUUACGACAUCUUAACAUCAGUACUACAAACAGCACUGAUUUAUUCGAGCUUGGAAAAUAAACUCAAAUUUAAUGGUUUAGUUCAAAUAUAUUUUAGUGCUGAAGUCCUAGCUUGAUUGUUGGUUGUCCUCUGUCCCUAAUCUGUCUUUUUUGUCUAUUCCCAUGUCUCUAUUUAUUACAGAAGGGACUAGAUGAGGAAUGA
Messenger RNA from Xyrichtys novacula (pearly razorfish), 21549 nucleotides. The record is from the annotation of a GenBank genome assembly. Lineage: Eukaryota; Metazoa; Chordata; Actinopteri; Labriformes; Labridae.